UAAGCAUCCGAGAGCCCGGUGCAAGAUAGAUGACUUUGCAUUGCAAGAUUUACCCAAGAGAUUAUAAAGAGUUCUGGUGUACUAUUUACUCGUCGCUUUGCUCGAGUACAGGAACAUAUAUCUACACGCAAACAUAAACCAGCACAGGAAACUAAAAGACGCUUGUUCGCUUUAAGAGUAUCGAUUUUAGGAAGAGCUUCGCUAGGUCACUAGGGUGCAUAGGAAUAGGGUGUUUGAAUGAGAGUUGCGUUUUUUUUUCUGUUUGGCUCCGAUGCGAGAAAUAACAGUUUCGAGAGAGUGCUAGGAAACUGAAUAACUUAGGAUAGCUAGAGUAUGUAUACAAUGAAUGCGACAAAUAGUGAUUACGAGUUUGGUAUAGUCAUCGAGAAGCAGCCCUACGAGUCGCAGUAUUCGGCGGGAAACUUUAGCAAUGACACAAUUUACAAUGAGAGCGUGCAGAUCUGCUACUAUGCGCUGGAGUGGGAUUACGAUACGACGGUGUUCGAGUUUUGGAUCGGCGGGGUCGUGAUGAACAUCAUAGCCUUGCUAGGGAUACUCGGAAACAUUCUGUCGAUGGUCAUCCUAUCAAGGCCUCAGAUGCGUUCAAGCAUCAACUAUUUGCUGAUAGGACUAGCUCGUUGUGAUACCAUCGUGAUCUUGACCUCGAUGCUGCUUUUCGGCCUACCAGCUAUCUACCCUUACACGGGAUAUCUGUUCUACUACUACUACGUCAUUCAUCCGGUGAUAUCGCCGGUCGUCUUUCCACUGGCCAUGACAGCUCAAACUGCUAGUGUCUAUCUAACGCUAACGGUAACUCUCGAACGGUACGUAGCCGUUUGUCAUCCGCUGCGAGCACGAGCUCUCUGCACCUAUGGCCGAGCUCGGAUAUAUGUGAUAGUGAUACUCAUAUUCUCUCUCCUAUACAACAUGCCCCGGUUCUGGGAAGUUACGGUAUCACCCAUAGAUCAUCCGGACUAUGCCGGCGCGUACUGUGUGAGCGCAUCUUCACUCCGCACUCACUCGCUGUACAUCAAGGUCUACGUCCACUGGAUGUACACCGUAUUCAUAUAUCUGCUGCCCUUCAGCGCCAUUUCUUUCUUCAACAUCAUGAUCUACCGCCAAGUACGGAAAGCCAACCGCGAACGGCAACGACUCUCUCGCUCCGAAAAGCGUGAAAUCGGUCUCGCAACCAUGCUGAUCUGCGUGGUGAUCGUGUUCCUAAUGUGCAACCUUCCGGCCAUGGUGACCAACAUCAUGGAAGCCGUCUACGAUGACAUCAACGAUUAUCUAGUCAAAACGUCCAACCUCCUAGUGACCAUCAACUCGUCCGUCAAUUUCAUCAUCUACGUCAUCUUCGGGGAAAAGUUCAAACGGAUUUUUCUUCUGUUAUUUUGUAAGUCGCGUCUAGGGCGCGAAUCUCCCGACGGUUUCCUCCAUGAGGAUAGUUCCUUUUCCAAUGGCGACGGUAGCAAUCGCAAUUCAGGCCGAUUCCAGCGAGUCGGAACGACCCGCAGCAGCACCACCAAGAUCAGCAACAGCACCCUCGGUAGUAUACGCACGACUCGGACCACGAUCCGGAGCACCCGGGCUCCCUCCCCAGGCCCAAUAGUGUACUACCCAGCCCGGGAAACGCUUCCUAGAGCGCCGGCCGCUGGCAUCGCCCGGAGCACCUCCAUGUUCCAACCGUGCUGGGAUCGGGAGAACGGCAACGGUAUCAUGAUGGCCACUUCCGGCUUCUAGCCAUUGCUCAAGGGCUCCCCGGAAACCUACCAGGAGGAGGAGGCCAAAUUCUAGCCAUUCUAGCGCAUAAGUAGUGUAAAUUUCAGUACUCACGGUUAAGUUGUGGUUAAGUAAGCUAAAGAUA
This is a messenger RNA of Uranotaenia lowii, 1864 nucleotides long. Its product is annotated as FMRFamide receptor-like. Gene Ontology annotation, biological process: G protein-coupled receptor signaling pathway. Gene Ontology annotation, molecular function: G protein-coupled receptor activity. The record is from RefSeq and is a predicted model, not a curated record. The transcript has a single exon. Lineage: Eukaryota; Metazoa; Arthropoda; Insecta; Diptera; Culicidae. The coding region runs from base 334 to 1740 and encodes 468 amino acids. Gene Ontology annotation, cellular component: membrane.